Prorocentrum cordatum is the source of this 2220-nucleotide messenger RNA. The record is from the annotation of a GenBank genome assembly. NCBI's taxonomy places the organism in Eukaryota, Dinophyceae, Prorocentrales, Prorocentraceae.
GCUCGAGCCCACUCGCCGCGCACACUGCCCCCUUUGGGCGCGAGAGUCCUCGCGUCUCUGCCCCCUCUGCUGGGGUCUCCCCGCCCGCGCGCCGCAAUGAAGGCUUCCCAGGCGGCCGCCCUCGUGGCUCUGCUGGCAGGGUGCGCACUUCCGGCGCACGCGGCCACCGACGGCCAGAAUCCCCUGGGCAAGGUGCUGGAGCUCCUCGACUCGCUGUACGCCAAGGUGGCCUCCGAGGGCGAGGCGGAGCAGAAGGCGUUCGUCGAGUACACGAGCUGGUGCGACGAUGCCGCGAGCACCAAGCGCAACGAGAUCACGACGGGCGAGUCGAAGAAGGGCGACCUCGAGGCCUCUAUCGGCAAGCUGGCCAGCGACAUCGCCACGUCCGACAGCACGAUCGAGAAGCUCGCCGCGAGCAUCGCCACGCAGACCAAGGACCUGGCCGAUGCUACAGCCAUCCGCGAGAAAGAGGCUGGUGAGUUUGCAACCAACGAGGCGGAGCUGGCGGACUCCAUCGACACCCUCGGCAGGGCGAUCAGCAUCAUCUCCAAGGAGAUGUCCAAGAACCCUGCGGCGUUCGCGCAGGUGGACACGUCCAGCUUCGAGGGCCUCAUGAAGGGGCUCGCCGCCGUCAUGGAGGCUGCGUCCUUCAACAGCGCCAGCAAGCAGAAGCUGACGGCGCUCGUGCAGGCUGGCCAGGCGGCCGACAGUGAGGAGGACCCUACGGGAGCGCCCUCCGCGACCGUCUACAAGACGCACUCGACUGAGAUCUUGGAUGUCCUCGAGGACCUCAAGGAGAAGGCCGAGGAAGACUUGGCCGCCCUCCGCAAGGCCGAGUCCAACGCGAAGCAGAACUAUGCCAUGCUGAAGCAGUCGUUGGACGAUGCGAACACCAACGACAGCAAGGACAUGGCGGACGAGAAGGCUGCGAAGAGUGCGGCGGAGGAGGAGAAGGCAGCGGACACGAAGGACCUCGAAAUGACCGUGAAGGCGCUCGCUGAUGCGAACGCCGCCUUGGAGAGCAUCAAGACGGAUUGCAUGACAGUGGCAGCAGACCACGAGGCGAGCGUGGCCGGGCGUAACGCCGAGCUCAAAGCUAUCGCCGAGGCCGUGAAAAUUCUGAAGGACACUUCAUCCGGGGCCGUGGAGCAGUCCUACUCCUUCGUGCAGCUUUCCACGGGCAUCCAGACGUCCGUGGACUUGAAGAAGGCGGAGGUCGUCAACGUGGUGCAGCAGUUGGCAAAGAAGUUUCAUUCUUCUGCCCUCGCACAGUUGGCGUCGCGCAUCCAAGCCGUAGUGCGUCUUGGCAGCGCCGCUGGCGAGGACCCAUUUGUGAAAGUAAAGGGGCUCAUUCAGGACCUCAUCGCGAAGCUUGAGUCAGAGGCGUCCGCGGCCGCCGAGGAGAAAGCCUACUGCGACGAUCAGAUGGCCAAGACGGAGGAGAAGAAGAGCGAGCUCGAGGAGGACAUGGCUGCCCUCACCGCGAAGAUCGACAAGGCCGCAGCGACGUCGGCGAUGUUGAAGGCGGAGGUCAAGGAGCUCCAGGCCGAGCUUGCUGCACUUGCCCAGCUGCAGGCGGAGAUGGACAAGAUCCGCAGCGCCGAGAACGCCGCGUACCUCCAGGCCAAGGCUGACCUGACCCUCGGGCUGAAGGGCGUGCGCGACGCCCUGUCCGUGCUUCGCGCCUACUACGGCGGCGCCGCCUCGAUGCUCCAGGGCGGCGCCGACGCCGCGCAGCCCGCGAAGCCGGUCAGCCACUCCAUGGCGUCGGGGGCCGGCGGCAGCAUCAUCUCGGAGGGGGGGGUCGUGGAGAGCGAUUUUGCGAAGAACCUCGCAACGGAGGAGGCCGAGGAGGACGAUGCGCAGGCCGUGUACGACAGGACGACCCAGGAGAACAAGGUGACCAAGACCAUGAAGGACCAGGGCGUGGUGUACAAGACGAAGGAGUUCAAGUCUCUUGACAAGAGCGUGUCAGACAUGACUUCCGAUCGCGCGGGCAAGGACACCCAACUCAAGGCGGUACUGGAGUACUACGCCCAGGUGAAGGACCGCUGCAUCGCCAAGCCCGAGAGCUACGAGGAGCGCAAGGCCCGCAGAGAGAGCGAAGUCGCUGGUCUCAAGCAGGCGCUGUCCAUCCUGGAGUCGGAGACGGCUCUGGUGCAGCUACGCUCCAGGAAGCGCGCCGCCAGGGACGGCUUCCUCGGCCCCUCGGCGCACUGA